This is a messenger RNA of Tachysurus fulvidraco (yellow catfish), 993 nucleotides long. Its product is annotated as trace amine-associated receptor 13c-like. Gene Ontology annotation, cellular component: membrane. Lineage: Eukaryota; Metazoa; Chordata; Actinopteri; Siluriformes; Bagridae. Gene Ontology annotation, molecular function: trace-amine receptor activity. The record is from RefSeq and is a predicted model, not a curated record. Gene Ontology annotation, biological process: G protein-coupled receptor signaling pathway. The transcript has a single exon. The coding region runs from base 1 to 993 and encodes 330 amino acids.
AUGAACCUGAUGGAGUUUAAUCAGACUGAUGGCUGUGAUCAUUUCUCCUGUCCAGAGAGAUCUGUAUCUCCUGCAGUUUAUAUCUUACUGUACAUGUGUUCAGCUGCUGUGGUUCUGCUAACAGUGUGUGGAAAUCUGUUCAUCAUCAUCUCUGUUCUUCACUUCAAGCAGCUUCAAACACCAACAAACAUGCUGCUGCUCUCUCUGGCUGUGUCGGAUUUUCUUGUUGGUGCUUUAGUGAUGCCACCAAUGUGCAUCUGGAUGAUUGAGUCAUGUUGGAUUUUUGAUAAGGGGUACUGCAUCUGUUUUUUAAUGAUCUCUUAUUUUAUAACAAGUUUAUCCAUCUAUAAUGUUGCUCUGAUUGCUGUAGAUCGGUAUUUGGCUCUCUCAGACCCUUUCCUCUACAUAAACAUAAUGUCCAGCAGGACUAUGUGCAUUGUGGUUUCUUCUAACUGGUGUGUUUGUCUGGUGUAUAACACAGUAUUUUAUUAUUUCAAUGGAAGCUUUGCAGGUUUUGUAAUGUGUCCUGGGGAGUGUUAUCUUUUUCUGAAUGAAGUUUUAUUUGUAAUUGAUCUUGUAGUAACAUUAAUAUUCCCACUUUCUGUUAUAAUCAUAUUGUAUACUCAAGUUUUUCUAAUUGCUAAGAAACAUGCCACUGCUAUCAGAGAGCUUAAUAAUCACACACGGCCUAAAACACAGAAAAUCACCUCACACUCCAUGAAAACUGAGAGAAAAGCAGCUAAAGUCCUCGGUGUUUUAGUGUCUGUGUUUCUGGUGUGUUUACUUCCAUAUUUUAUUUACAGUUUAUUAGGGAAUGUUAUUGAACUACAGCCAGAAACCUUUCAGAAACUUGCAAUUGUGCUUUAUCUUAAUUCCACCAUUAAUCCAAUUAUUUAUUCUCUGUUUUACCCGUGGUUCAGGAGGUGUGUUAAAUUGACUAUUACUUUGCAAAUAUUCAAAAAAGACUCUGCAUUAAUCAAUGUUCUGUCAUGA